Messenger RNA from Cyclocybe aegerita, 888 nucleotides. The record is from the annotation of a GenBank genome assembly. NCBI's taxonomy places the organism in Eukaryota, Fungi, Basidiomycota, Agaricomycetes, Agaricales, Hemipholiotaceae.
AUGUACGUGCAUCUUCUCUCAACCCGUCUCCUCAAUCACCUUCCUGCUCGUGAACUCGAGGAGCUGGGCGGGCACGCGUACACCCCAAACCUCAAUCUCAUAAUUGCUUUCGAUGCGCUCAACGUCUUCGCCGUGGUCACCCUCUCCACCAUCUUCCUCACCGCCUGGUUCUCCCGCCAAGUUCGGCGGGUCUCGACGUGGUUUUUAUACAUCUUUUCCUGGGCGAUUUUCAGCCUUGGGUACCUCCUCAUUCUUGGGAACCAGACGGGCCCGCCACCACGGCAAGGAUUAUGCUUUGUCCAAGCCAUGAUGAUCUAUGCGACACCUGCUUUCGCCUCCACUUCAAUUGUUGUAUUUGUAUUGCAGAUAUUUAUUGAUAUUAGACAAGCGCUAGUAUCGGAACGCAUUCAUAAAGACCAUGUCCCUGUGUUAAUAGCUAUCCCACCCGUUCUCUUCUUCGCUAUAAUUUCUGAGGUCCUAUUUUUGGGCCUCAACGAACCCGAAACCAUCGAACGCGACGUCUCAGGGAUGUUUUGUCAUCUUUCAAUUCCACUACCGAGCAGAGUUACCGGAGUCAUCGUCCUAAUCAACAUCCUAAUCAUGGUGAUCCUUGGCGUACUAAUCACGACCACAAUCCGCCGCAACCGCGAAACCUGGCUCAACCUAAGGAGCAACAACGCUCACUCCUUCAACCUCGUCUUCCGCGUCUCGUUGUUCAUCCUCGCGCCUGUAAUUGCGACUGGCAUCGUGGUUGUCAACUUCCUUCCGCACGAUAAAGUCAACAUUUCAAAGGUCAAUGUGACAUAUGCGAUACGUACGCUUACUCCUUCGCUUUCUGAGGACCAAUCGACUCAUUCGACCCUGCAGUGCCAGCAACAGCAGGUCUGA